ACAUUCGUAAUAAAGAUGUUCCUAAGGAAAAAGCAUAUAUUGAAAGACUAGAAACUUAUUGUAAAAGGUAUGAAGAUAAUGAUCUAUAUACCAGUCUAGAAGAAUUAUAUGAGCUUUAUUAUCAUAUAGCUAAGGAGGAAAAUCGUGAAAGAUCAAAUGAUGAAAUAGAACAGAUACUCAUAGCAAUGGCAAUCUAUAGUUUUAAAAUGGCAACUAAAAUAACUGGUCUAGAGGAUAUUAUAAAUAAUACAAGUAAAAAUAUAAAAAAGGUUUUUCAAAAUAGUGUUAAACCUGAAGACAAGCAAGAGGCAUAUAUAAUUGGGCUUAAAUUGAUAUUAGAUAGAUUAGCACGAGAGUUAGAAUUUAUGCAAAAUAAUUAUCAAGGCAUGUCUUCUAAUCAGAUUAAUUGA
Molecule: messenger RNA, 410 nt
Organism: Funneliformis geosporum
Lineage: Eukaryota; Fungi; Glomeromycota; Glomeromycetes; Glomerales; Glomeraceae
Source: the annotation of a GenBank genome assembly